GUGCACUGUGAGAAUGCCGUCCUUCGAGUUGUACUAGUGGAACGGUGGGCUUGGCACUAGCAAGGGCCUCCUUGGGGGACAAACUUUCCCAGUACUGCCGGUAGUAUUCCCGCCACGUUUGGAGCGACGUCUGGCUCUUCUGUGACUGAGAUCUAUUGUUCCCAACUCUUUGGCAAACACUUGGGAUAGGUUCAGCCCUCAUACUACAGCUGCCUUUGACCAAGAAGCGCCUUGCUUUGACCAAAGCGUCUACGAUAAACCGUGACUCAAGAGAAACGUCAAGAUGUACAACAGAGGGUACACGCGCUAUUCCUUCGCGUAUGGCGGGAACAACGGCCGCUCGCCUUCCGUGUACUCAUCGGUAGAGAGAAGCGGGUGGCGCCCGGGGAGUCGGUUUAGCACGGGCGGCGGCUCUACCCUCUAUUCCAACGGGUACGACUACCCCGACGGCGGCGGCGUGUCCUCGUGGAGUCGCCCCGGCGGCAGGACGUCGAGCUCGACCACCUCCGUCGGGAGGUUUCACUUCAACGGGCCGAGGGCGACCAGCUCGGCGGGCGGCUCGGGCUCGUACUACAAGCCGUCCGGAGGUUCCGGGUUCAACUGGUGGGGCACGUCCACCAACACCGGGCGGAGGCCACAGCGGCCAGGGAACAGCUUUGAACUCAAACCCGUAUCAGAUGGGCCUCUUAAACUGACCAACAUCGACUUUCUGACUGCGGAGAACGGCCGUGAGCACCACACGGAUGAGUUUGAGGAACAUAACGUGGUCCGGCGCGGACAGCCCUUCUCUGUGGAGCUGCAUUUCGAGAAGAAGUAUGACGAGGGAGAGGACACGCUGCAAGUGGAACUACACUUUGGGGACAACCCUCUACCGAACAAGGGCACGCUGCAGCGUAUGCCGGUUGGAAAGUCCCUGGAGAAAGGAAAAUGGAGCGCUGCCCUGGAGAGCUCGGAAGGGGGAUAUGCUAAGGUGAAAAUUACCACGCCCCCUGACGCCAUCGUGGGCAAGUUUCACGUGGUCAUCGAGACGACGUCAGACGGCAAGACGUUCCGCAGCAGGAAGACGGACGACAACACCGUGGUCAUUCUCUUCAACCCAUGGGUCAAGGAGGAUAUGACGUACAUUGACGAUGAAGCCCAGCUAGACGAGUACGUUCUGAACGAGCAUGGCUACCAGUACUACGGUACCAGCAGACGGAUCGGCCAGCGUCCAUGGAACUUCGGACAGUUUGAGCCCAAGAUUCUGGAUGUGUGCCUGCGGCUGCUGGACAGGUCAAAGAUGAAAGCCGAGUCGCGAGGAGACCCUGUUCAAGUCAGCAGAAUCGUCUCGAAGAUGGUGAACUCCUCUGAUGAUGGAGGUGUGUUGACCGGAAACUGGUCCGGGAACUACGCCGGCGGGAGGUCGCCCACUGCCUGGAACGGCAGUGUAGAGAUCCUGCGCCAGUACUAUGAGCGGAACCGCCCCGUGUGCUACGGGCAGUGCUGGGUCUUCUCCGGCGUCAUGACAACAGUCCUCCGAUGUCUCGGGAUUCCUGCCCGCAGCGUCACCAACUUUGACUCUGCGCAUGACACUGACGUCAGCAUGACCAUAGAUAACUACAUGGACGAGAACCUGAGAAACAUCGACGGAGGCGACUCUGUCUGGAACUUCCACGUGUGGAACGAGGCGUGGAUGGCCCGGCCCGACCUACCGGAGGGGUAUGGAGGCUGGCAGGCAGUAGACGCUACUCCACAGGAAACUAGCGAUGGCGUGUACUGCUGCGGACCCUGCCCCAUCUCUGCAGUGAAAAACGGGCACGUCUACUUGCCGUACGACACCAAGUUCGUCUUCGCCGAAGUGAACGCCGACAAGGUCUACUGGCUGGUGGACAGGCGUAAGAACCUGCGGAAGCUGAGGGUCGCCAAAAACGCGAUCGGUGCCAAGAUGAGCACCAAGGCUGUCGGCUCCAACGCCAGGGAAGACCUCACGGAAAACUACAAAUAUACUGAAGGUUCUGACCAGGAGCGUGUGGCAGUCCGCACUGCAGUUUCACACGGACUGAAGCCGAACACGUACGACGACGUCAUUGAAAACGAGGACGUGGAAUUCGACAUUCACGCCGACGAUGAGGUCUUCAUAGGCGAGAACAUCCACGUCACCCUUACCAUGAACAACACCAGUUCUGAACCUCGCCACGUCACCGCCCACCUGACUGCCAGGGCCAUGUACUACACCGGUGUGCCUGCUCACGACAUUGGAGACUUGGAAAAAGAUGUCACCAUUCCGCCUAAUGGAGAGGAAACCGUGGAGAUGACCUACACGCCCAGCGAGUAUCUGGACCAGCUGGUUGACCAGGCAAUCGUGAAGGUCCACGCCAUGGCUCACGUGGACAACACUGGCCAGGUCUACUCCGGACAGGAUGACUUCCGGCUUAUGAGUCCGGAACUUACUGUUAGGGCUCCAGCUAAGAUGACCGUAGGCGAACAGGUGACAGCAGAGAUCGAGUUCACCAAUCCUCUGGACGUCACCCUGUCCAUGGUGGAGUUUCAUAUCGAGGGCCCUGGGCUGCAGAAACCAAAGAAAAUCUCUCACACACCCAUCAAACCGGGAGAGACAGUGCGUGUGAUGGAGAGGAUGACGCCGAGGAAGCCGGGAAAGAAAACCAUCAUGGCGUCCUUCACUUCCAACAAGCUCACACAGGUCACCGGCGAGCUCGACGUCACGGUCAGCUGAUCAAUCUCGCGAGACAAAAACACGCGAGAUUUGGCGACGUUUGAGGCAUAUGAUGAUCAACGUUUCUGCUCAAAACUUCUGUAGGAACUAUUUCACUAUCAAUAUUUCAAUAGGCUAAAUACGCAAAAAGGAAAGGGGACUAGAAAAACAGAGCUUUUGUAAUAGACAGGCCUUGGUAGAUUUUAUACUUAAAAUAGAAAUGGAAAAUGGAAAUACCAUAAUAACCAUUAAUUCCAAUUUCCAAUAGGAAUACAUCUAUUGUAGAAUUAUAGCUAUCUUUUGUACCAGAAACAAGCUGAUGUGCCUUUGUAGUAGAC
This is a messenger RNA of Branchiostoma belcheri (Belcher's lancelet), 3030 nucleotides long. RefSeq names its product protein-glutamine gamma-glutamyltransferase K-like. The transcript is spliced from 16 exons. The coding region runs from base 284 to 2713 and encodes 809 amino acids. Gene Ontology annotation, molecular function: protein-glutamine gamma-glutamyltransferase activity. NCBI's taxonomy places the organism in Eukaryota, Metazoa, Chordata, Leptocardii, Amphioxiformes, Branchiostomatidae. The record is from RefSeq and is a predicted model, not a curated record. Gene Ontology annotation, biological process: peptide cross-linking.